CUGCCGGUGCCCCUCACUCCCGACCCGCAGCCCCCAGCUCCUGCCUCUGUCUCCCCCAUCACAGGGCGGCCGGGGAUGAGGACCGAGCUGUUCUCCAGCAAGUGUCCAGACACCAUCAUUGUCCAGGAAACCGACCGAGACUAUCAAAGGAUUCUGCUGUACUCCCGCACCCCCGACCUGGCUGACGAGUGCAUUGAGGAUUUCCGGAGCCAAGCCUACUGCCUGGACAUGGAAGAAUUCCUGCUUAUCCCCCGCAGUCAAGACACCUGCCAGCUUCAGGAUUCCUGAUUGACCCACUGCCAGCCCCCCCAGCUGCUGCGACUGGCCUGCCCCGAGGAAACAGCCCCCCCGAACACUGACCCCCUUGUUCGCCUGGAGGAAGAAACCCCAUUUCUGCAGAGCCUGUCAAAUAAAUCCCAAUCCUGCCGCAUC
Messenger RNA from Terrapene triunguis (Three-toed box turtle), 432 nucleotides. RefSeq names its product apolipoprotein M (gene APOM). The transcript has 4 exons. Gene Ontology annotation, cellular component: very-low-density lipoprotein particle; low-density lipoprotein particle; high-density lipoprotein particle. Gene Ontology annotation, molecular function: phospholipid binding; lipid carrier activity. The record is from RefSeq and is a predicted model, not a curated record. The annotation marks the transcript as partial. NCBI's taxonomy places the organism in Eukaryota, Metazoa, Chordata, Testudines, Emydidae. Gene Ontology annotation, biological process: high-density lipoprotein particle assembly; high-density lipoprotein particle remodeling; high-density lipoprotein particle clearance.